Messenger RNA from Podarcis lilfordi (Lilford's wall lizard), 13964 nucleotides. The record is from the annotation of a GenBank genome assembly. Lineage: Eukaryota; Metazoa; Chordata; Lepidosauria; Squamata; Lacertidae.
GUCGCAAACGUCUUUUGGCCCGUGGGCGCAUUCUGAAUUUUGAGAGCGAGUGCUGUGGGGCACCAGUUAGAAAAUGAUUGCCAUGGAGGCAUGGCAUAACACAAAGCUAGAGAGAGAAUCAUUUAUUUAUUACAUUUAUAUCCCCUCUCUCCUCUAAGGAACUCAAAGGCAUGGUGAAGCUUUUCCCAGUAUUGUUAUUUGCACACAAAAAAGACUAACUGCUGAGUUUUUGCCUGCUGAAAUAAAACAAAACCCUGUUCCUCCCACCCAAGUACCAACCUUAAACCAAAGUCUAGGUUGCCAUCCUUUACCCACUUAGGCCAACAGGCUCUUCUUCUCUUCACUUAUCACCAUUUUUAAGUGCACCACCAGACCACCUAGCCCGUUGUAUUCCCACCAAGCGCCUCAGCUUCCAAAGUAAUCUCAGUUGUCUUGCAGCUUGCCUGUAGGAAAUCUCAGCUAGAAUACAGUUUAGUUAGAGAAGAAUGUUUUGUUUAUUGUCAAGUUGUAGUUUUGUGUCCUUACAUUAUAUUACCAAUAAAAUACUUCGGUAUCAUUUCAGCUGUAGAGGUGAGUGGCUCUAACUAUCGCCCACUAUACCUUUAAAGCACAUUCAAAGCACAUCCUUUCCCUCAAAGCAUUCUGGGUACUGUAGUUUACUCAAUCCAGAGUUACAAUUCCCAGCAGCCCUUAACAAACUACAGCGCCCAGAAUUCUUUCAGGUGGGAGGGAAAGAAUGUAUUUCAAAGGUACCUACCCGAAAAGCGGGUUGUUCCCUUCCCUGAUCAUGGACAGUUCAAAGAGACUCUGAUGAUCCGGUGCGUGAAUAUGUGGGGUGGUAAGCAUAGCUUUGCAGCCGAGUUAAAAGAGAAGGUCAUUUAUGUGUCAGGGGCAGGGGCCAUCUCGCCUUCCUCUGACCGUCCGAGGUUUCCAAAAGCCAAAAACUCUUAAUCUCCAAACUGUGGGUUCGAGCCCCACAUUGGGCAAAAUAUUCCUGCAUGGCGGGGGGGGGGUGUGGACUAGAUGACCCUCGUGGUCCCUUCCAUCUCUAUGAUUCUUGCCGCCGUGCCUGACUUGUAGGAGGCGGGGUCUCCUUUGGGUGAGAUCCGGCCCUGCGCCCGGACCCUCCAGGCCUGGCUCCCUGGGCGCUCGCUCUCUCGGCGGGCCCUCGAGAUCAAGCAGGCGGGCGGGGGGGGGGGAGCAGCUGUGGACGAGAGCCGCCCCCGUCCCUGAGCGGGCUCAGCGCAGGCUUGUCGUCCCUCCGCCGGAGAGAGGCCUGGUCGGCCGAAACCCAUUCGCCUUCCUGGUCGCUCCGACGGGCGGAGCUCUGCGCCCGAAGCAGCCGCGGAAGGAGCAGGAGGCCCCGGGAGGCGGGGAAGGAAGCGCUGCUGCUCCCUCGCCUUGCCGCCGCGUCUUCCCUUGGCGGGCGGGGAGGAGCUGGAGGGGCGGCGCUGCCUUUAUAAAACGGAAGCCGGAGCGAGAGGGUCGCGGGAGCAGGGGGAGAUUGAACGCGCCCGGGCGGCGUCGAGUGACUUCCCGCUCCUUGAGGUACCGAGAGAGAGAGUUUCGGUUGCCCGCGCCACUGACUAUCUCAGCUUGGGAGCCCCACCGCUUUAUCCGAAGGCAGCCAAGAACCCAGCCGUGUUAGCAGGCGAGCACUCCUGCUUGGGUUUGCUGAAUGCCGAGAGUUUGCUCGGUUGAGUUCCUAUGGACACGCGUCGUGCCUCCCGUGGCAGGACUCCCGUUUGUAACGCGGCUGAGUCCGAGUUUCUGGUCUUCUGAGAAAGGACUUGCAACCGGUAGUGUCGUGGCAGAUCCCGAAGUGCAAGGUCCUCAUAACAGCCACGCCCCUUCUAAGAUUUUACAGUAACUAAAAAUAUAUACAAGAAUCAUUAUUAGGGUGCGUUGUAACAAUGCGUGCAGAUCCCAACGUGUUGCCUUUCAGUUAGAUCUUCUAUUUUAUGUGCACAUACAUGGGCAAAUGUUUUGGAGUGCAGUUUAAAGUGGGUUCAGUAUCACGUGUGCAUAAUUGUCACAUUUGCACAAUGUUGUCCUCAUCCAAGUGGCAACCUGCACCCCCCCCCUUUAGUUAAGAUUUGUCCAUUCUGUGGAUAAUGCACUAAGGGUGGUGAUCCAACAUAGACCUGUAUGAUCCCUGCCAUAGGUGUACUGAAGCACAUUGUGUGGGCAUUUUUAAAAAGGGGUGUGGUAACUUUUGCUGGGUGCCAUCUAUCAUAGCGCCCUCCCUUUACUUCAGUUAGUGAGAGGUGCUUCUUGGUGGGCUGCUGGUGGGGCUGUUUGGGAACACACUUCUUUUUACAUUUUUCCAACAGUGUUUUGUGCAAGUCUGGUAUAUCCAAAAGCUUGUAUCUAAAAAUAAACAAAUACUUGCAUGUAUGCCCACAAUGGACCUCAGGUUUCCACAACUCAGGGAAGGAGGGUAGGGAAGUACUAAUUAAGACAGGGGACGACAACAAACAGUGCAAAUAUAUUCCAUCAAGCACUGCCCACUAGUGGUGAUGGUAAAGGCUGAGAUGGAGUUCACUUAAAAGUGCUCUUGUAUGGACAAAAGUGCACAGAGAAAAAGAUAGGAUCUGUGCAUUCCAUGCAUGCAUUAACACUCUGGUGUAUCCUCAGCCUUAGAGCAAGUCAGAGCAUUGGUUUAUCUGCCCCAGGACUGACUACAGCAGCUAGUAACCUUUCUUAGGCUGCAUAACACUGGUGCAUACAGAAGAGGGAAAAGGUUGCAUUCUAACGAUGCAAAAGUGAGAAGUUUCUACAGACAAUUCUACACACCAAGAAAAGUGGCAGUGGCCCAGGAAAGUCUCACAGGGCUUUUGCUCAGUGGACCUGAGGUUCCCCACCCCUGAUCUACAUUAAUUAGAAGCAGCUCUUGGGGAGGGUUCUUGCCCAGCUCUACUUGUAAAUGCCAGACAUUGAAUUUGAGAUGCAAAGCAUGUUCUCUUUCUUCUGAACUGCAGCCUCUCUCUUGCAGCCCCAAACAACAGGAGGGGAUGGCCUCUCUCUAUCGUCUCUUACUGAUCCCCACACGCCUGAUGCUGAAGGUCUCUAAUGCCGUGUCCUGGCUGGUUGUGUAUAGUGCUGCUUCCCUUGCUGCUGCCUUCUACUGUUGGUGGGCCCUAUCACUAGUGGUGUCUAGGGGUCCUUUCCAGGUGCUGCGCAAGAAGAGACGGGAGACUCCACCAAGAUGCCUCACUGAUGCCUCGCAUGGGGAGCACGGCUUUGUGACACUAAAAGUGAGUACAGUGGAGGGGAAGGGAAGGGGGAGGCUUCCAGCCAUAGCCAGGUGCUCACAGACAGCCGCUGAAGGCAGGACCCUGGUCAUGUAUUUUACAGGUUGGGAGGAACAUAGGAAGCUGCUUAUUGCCAGGUCAAACUAUUUGUCCCUCUACCCUGAUAUUUUCAAUGGUGACCGACAGCUGUUCUUCAAAGUCUUAGGGGCAAAGAGUGUUUCCCCUCAGCUGUCUCUUAACAGGAAAUGUCACAUAUUGUGAACCUGUCACUAUCACUGAGCUCUUGUCUGUGUGUAACUGUCCUAUUUCUCUGUCCUUUGGGGGCUCAAGAACUCAGGGCUGCGUCUCCAUUAUGUUGCUGCUGGCAAGGAAGGAGCUCAGCUGAUGCUUUUCUUGCAUGGAUUUCCCCAGAACUGGUAAGUGUCGCUGUGGAAGAAGUGCAAUGCCUGGAGCUGAUAUCAGUUUACUCCAGGUGUGGUUCAUGCAGGAAGUGAUAGGCCACAGAUCUGUCAGCCAACAUGUUAUGUAAUACCUUUCUGGCCAGCAAAUUCCUGCAAAGUUGGGGCAAAGGCCGUAGACAGAAAUAUUAACUUCCCAAAGGAAGGGACUUGAUUGCUGCUAUCCUCUCAUGGUGAAUGACCAUAAGGCCUUCAUCAUUAAAUUGUAAUUAAUACAACUUUUUUUUAGUGUUGACCUUAUGCUGCAUAGAAUCAGAAGCAACAUGAUUUACAGUAGACUUACAGUUUUAACAAAUGUAAAAGAGGUCAUGAUAAAUUAAGCAAAAGCUUGGUGGGGGUUUCUUGAUUUUUAGACGGUGAGGAAACGAAAGGAGGCGAAUAGUUAUAUUUAAUAAAAAUACCUUUAAAUUGUCUUUCAUCUAAAGAUCCUAGGGUAGUGUACAAUAAGCAUUGAUAAAAUCAUUUGUACACAGUAUAGUUCAAACCAGCAACCUUUGUAACAAAUAAGAAACAAACCGAGCAGCAAAAACUGUAGAAGUUACAGAGCAGGACUAAUAAUAAUAAUAAUAAUAAUUUAUUAUUUGUACCCCGCCCAUCUGGCUGGGUUUCCCCAGCCACUCUGGGCGGCUUCCAUAGAAACCAAAAAACACUAAAAUAUCAUACAUUAAAAACUUCCCUGAACAGGGCUGCCUUAAGAUGUCUUCUGAAUGUCAGGUAGUUGUUUAUCGUUUUGACAUCUGAUGGGAGGGCGUUCCACAGGGCGGGCGCCACUACCGAAAGGCCCUCUGCCUGGUUCCCUGUAGCUUUGCUUCUCGCAAUGAGGGAACCGCCAGAAGGCCCUCGGCGCUGGACCUCAGCGUCCGGGCAGAACGAUGGGGGUGGAGACGCUCCUUCAGGUAUACUGGGCCGAGGCCGUUUAGGGCUUUAAAGGUCAACACCAGCACUUUGAAUUGUGCUCGGAAACGUACUGGGAGCCAAUGUAGGACUUUCAAGACCGGUGUUAUGUGGUCUUGGCGGCCGCCCCCAGUCACCAGUCUAGCUGCCGCAUUCUGGAUUAGCUGUAGUUUCCGAGUCACCUUCAAAGGUAGCCCCACGUAGAGCGCAUUGCAGUAGUCCAAGCGGGAGAUAACUAGAGCAUGCACCACUCUGGUGAGACAGGUAGGGUCUCAGCCUGCGUACCAGGUGGAGUUGGUAGACAGCUGCCCUGGAUACAGAAUUGACCUGCGCCUCCAUGGACAGCUGUGAGUCCAAAAUGACUCCCAGGCUACGCACCUGGUCCUUCAGGGGCACAGUUACCCUAUUCAGGACCAGGGAGUCCUCCACACCAGCCCGCCCCCUGUCCCCCCAAAACAGUACUUCUGUCUUGUUAGGAUUCAACUUCAAUCCAUUAGCCGCCAUCCAUCCUCCAACCGCCUCCAGGCACUCACACAGGACCUUCACUGGUUCUGAUUUGAAAGAGAGGUAGAGCUGGGUAUCAUCUGCAUAUUGAUGGACACCCAGUCCAAACCCCCUGAUGAUCUCUCCCAGCGGCUUCAUAUAGAUGUUAAAAAACAUGGGGGAGAGGACGGAACCCUGAGGCACCCCACAAGUGAGGGCCCAAGGGUCUGAACACUCAUCCCCCACCACCACUUUCUGAACACGGCCCAGGAGGAAGGAGCGAAACCACUGUGUAACAGUGUCCCCAGCUCCCAACCCCUCUAGACGGUCCAGAAGGGUGUUAUGGUCGAUUGUAUCAAAGGCCGCUGAGAGAUCCAGCAGAACUAGGAAACAACUCUCACCUUUGUCCCUAGCUCGCCGGAGAUCAUCAACCAGUGCGACCAAGGCAGUUUCAGUCCCAUGAUGAGGCCUGAACCCUGAUUGGAAGGGAUCCAAAUGGUCCGCAUCCUCCAGGCGUGCCUGGAGUUGUUCAGCAACCACAUGCUCAAUCACCUUGCCCAAGAAUGGAAGAUUUGAGACUGGGCGAUCGUUGGCCAUACUGGCCGGGUCUAAAGAUGGUUUUUUAAGAAGCGGUUUAAUGACCGCCUCUUUCAGCGGAUCUGGGAAUGUUCCCUCACAGAGGGAAGCAUUCACCACCCCGCAGAGCCCAUUGCCCAGCCCUUCCCGGCUUGCUUUUAUUAGCCAGGAUGGGCAAGGAUCAAGGAGACAGGUGGUUGGUUUCACGCGUCCAAGCAGCCUGUCCACAUUCUCGGGGGUAACGGAUUGAAAUUGAUUCCAUGCAACUUGACCAGACAGGGCUCUAGCACUCUCCCGCCCCAGCCCUGCUCCCACGGUGGUGUCUAGCUCCUUCCGAAUAUGAGUGAUUUUAUCUGCAAAAACUUUGCAAAAUCGUUGCAGGAGAUCUUGGGGUCUUUACAAGGCCCCGGUGGUAAAGGUGGUUCCGUUAAAUUGCGGACCACCUGAAAGAGUCUCCUGCUACUAUUUUCUGCAGAUGCAAUAGAGGCGGUGAAGAAAGUCUUCUUCGCCGUCGCUAUCGCCACUUGGUAGGCUCGAUGUUGAGCUCUAACCUGUGUGCGGUCAGAUUCGGAGUGAGUUUUCUGCCACCGACGCUCUAGCCGUCUCAGCGAUUGUUUCAUCGCCCUCAGCUCCGAAGAAAACCACGGGGCUGUCCGGGCUCCAUGCAAUCGGAGAGGGCACUUCGGAGCCAGACAGUCAAUAGCCCUGGUUAACUCCGCAUUCCAGCGGGCCACCAGGGAAUCAGCUGAAAGGCCAUCAACAUGGGAUAAAGCAUCCCCUACCACUCUCUGGAAACCAUUUGGAUCCAUUAAGUGGCGGACCAUCCGAAUUGGUCCCACCUCCCUGCAGAGGGGAAGGGUCGCGGAGAAGUCCAGUUGCACCAGGAAGUGAUCUGACCAUGGCACUUCUUUGGUUUCACUUUUACUCAGUGUCAGAUCACCCACGUCACUAGAGGUGAAUACCAGGUCUAAGGCAUGUCCAUAACUAUGAGUUGGGCCCAACUUAUUCAGGGACAGCCCCAUGGAGGCCAUGCUUUCCACGAAGUCCCGAGCGGCCCCUUGUAAGGUCGUGUCGGCGUGGAUGUUAAAAUCCCCUAGGACAACCAAACUAGGUGUCUCCAGGAGAACAUCCGCCACGACCUGAAGCAGCUCAGACAGGGAAUCCUUGGUGCAGCGGGGAGGUCGGUACACCAAAAGGAAUCCUGUACUGCCCCUAUUGCCCAACUUCCAGAACAUGCACUCAGAAAACUGGGUCUUCCCAGUAGGACGCCUGAUGCAAACUAAUGACUUCCUAAAAAUCACUGCAACCCCCCCUCCCCGCCCACAUGACCUGGGUUGCUGUGCGUAAGAGAAACCUGGCGGGCAAGCGGCAGCAAGGGCAGGCCCAUCUGCUUCCUCCAACCAGGUCUCUGUCACACAUGCCAGGUCAAAUCCUCCAUCCACAAUCAGGUCGUGGAUGGCAGUGGUUUUAUUCAUCACUGACCUGGCAUUACACAGCAACACCUAAAGGACUAAAGCAACACAACAAAAGUAGGCACCAAUGUCCUCCAAUUUUCAGGUAGGGAAGCCCUCCUCUCUACUUAUCCCUUUAUGGUUUGGCUGUAUUUCAACAGGUUUGCAUGGCGCCAUCAAUUGCAGGAAUUUAAGUGGGCCUAUAAGGUGGUGGCCCUCGAUUUGCGGGGCUAUGGCUUUUCCGACGCACCAGCUGGUUGUGAGCACUAUCAGAGGGAUGCUCUGCUGGCAGAUGUACAUGAUGUCAUUGAAGCUCUGAGCCCCAAUAAGAAGAAUGGUAAGAGUGGAAAUGGUUGUUUUGGAGGAAGGGUCUGGGUUGCCAUUGCAGUGGCUGGCCUUCUAGCAAUGGGAGGAAAAUGCCCUCUGCUCAGUCUUGAUAAGCUUUCAGAAGUGUUGCAUGGGUGCUGAAUGGAGCAUUGUGGGGAUGAACUGGUAUGUGAGUUUGGGAAAUUAUCUAGCAGGCUUGUAGCUUCCCAUAGGCAGAUACUUACUUGUCCAUGAUAGGUUGUGUCCAACUCAAAGUAGACCCACUGAAAUUAUGAACCUAAGUUACUCAUGUCCAUGAACUUCACUUGGUCUAUUUUGAGUAUGAUAAGCACUGAAUACAGCCCAUUGUCUCUGUUUCAUUGCUUUCUAUUUGUUCUUUAUAGAGAUUCCUAAGUGCAUCCUGGUGGGGCAUAACUGGGGAGGAAUCAUAGCUUUUGCAUUUGCUGCUAGUUACCCCAAUAUGCUGGAGAAGCUGAUUGUCAUGGAUGCUGUUCAACCACAUGUUUUAUUAGGUAAGUCUUGUACUGCCCCAUGAUUUUGGUUCUCACCAUGGCUAUUGGCAUUUUCUAGCUCUAAACAGGAUUGCGGAUGGAAGAGAGAAGCCAGCGGAAGUGUAAAAGGCCACCAUGACUGCAUUGCCCUUAGGAUGCAGAGUCAGGGUGGGCCAUCACACCACAGAUCUUUUGGGAGGAAGUGGGAAGGAGGUUGUCUGCUUUGCUCAAGUUCCCAACCCCAAGACACAAGCAUUGCUUGUGAAUAAAUGGGAGCCGGGCAGCAGGGGUUUCUAAAAAAAAUAAAAAAACGAUCCUCCCUGCCCUCAUUGCUUGGACAAGUUGAUGCAGAUGUUAGGGGAAAAUAGGAAGCAACUCCAGUUGGCAUCUUUCAUUUUAUUUUGAAGAUUGGUUUCUGAGAGUGGCAUUCAACUAAGUUUUACAUAGAGUACACCUGUUGAAAUGAAUGGACCUACCGGUAACUUAUUCACAUUCACUAAUUUCAGUGGGUUUGCUCUAACUGAAACAUAGUUGAAUACCACGCAGUAUCUGGUGGCAUUUCAUGUGUGGAGAAAUUGGCACUGCCCUGACACACAACUUAUUUUCCCUUCAACCUUGCAGAAUAUUUUCCACGACAUCCCACCCAGCUGCUGCGAUCCAACCACAUGUUUCUGUUCCAGCUCCCAAAGCUACCAGAGUUCCUGUGGUCCUUAAAUGACUUCUACGUGAGUUGAGGGAAUGGUUGGGGAGUGGGUUCAAAAGCUCAUGUUCUGUCAUGCAGAUUAACCAAAGGGUCCAAUCAUUUUAUUCUGCUCUGGGGACUAAUGGUUCUCUUCCACAAUCCUAAAAUACAGUUCUCAACUGUGUUUUAUGUAUUCAUCCCAAAUUUCUCUGUCAGUCUCCUUUCCGCUCUGGGUGCAGGGUUAUUAUUACUAUUAUUUCUAAAAUUUCUAUACUGCCCUUCAUCCAAGGUCAUGCACUGGGCUCUCUGUCUUGGUUCAUAAAAUGCAUAAUCCUGUGUCUUCUCCCACCUGCCUAGCUUUAUGUACACAUGGCCUGGCUUUUAAAGUUUACUUCUAAGGUAUUGGCAAUGCUUUUUUUCCUAAAAAAGUGUUUAGGGGUACUCUCAUUUUGACUCAAUAAAAUCACUAUUUUAUAGUUCAAAUUAAGAGAAAUAAAUACAGUAAAUGGACAAAAGUACAAAGAUUCACAAAAUGUUUAGGGUAUGCGUACCUUUGCGUCCCCCCAGAAGAAAAGCACUGGGUAUUGAUGUGGUGAGAUUAUUACCUAGAAUCUGGGAUGAAGAGGCCAUGGCAAGCUAUGACAUGUUCUAGUGCUGCCAGAGGGAGGGAGGACUAUGACCUUCUUUGCUUAUUUCUUCACUUCCCCAUCCAUUCUCCUCCCUGCCGCUUGGCAUACAAAAAUGUAUCAUACAAAAGUUUUUUAGUCAGUGUGGAGAUGAGUGCUGGGAAAGGCUUAAACUGUAGUCCAAAACACAGUCCUGCAUCCUGUUCUCAUAGCGACCAGCCAUGUGCCUAUGCAAAGCCCCAAAGCAGAACCUAAGCACAAUAGCACUCUCCCCUCCUGCACUUUCCAGCAUCUGGCGUCCAGAGGCAUGCUUCCUCCAGCUGUGGUGGCAGAGCAUAGCCAUACUGGCUCCUAGCCAUUCGAAAGCCGUACCCUCAAUGUCAAUGCAUAUGUCUAAUCCUCUUUGAGGAUCAGGGCCAGCUGAAAGGGAUAGGGGGGAAAGAGACAAUGCUGCUUCCUCCUUUUCCGCGCAAAGGUACUUUGUGGAAGACUAAGGGAGGCUAAAUAUAUAAAAAUGGCAUGAGCUGCCUCUGGGUCAGAAAAUGGGGUCUGCAUUUAAUCAGCUUCCACAUGGUGCUGUGUCUUUUUCCCCCUACAGCUAAUAAAAUUCAUUAUGACUGGCAAGAAGACAGGAGCCCAGAACCCAGCACGCCGUUUGACAGAUGAGGAGCUAGAGGCUUACCUGUACAGCCUGUCAAAGUGUGGAGGUUUAACACCAGUCCUGAAUUACUACAGGAACCUGUCCACGUGAGAACCCAUUCCUCCCCAGAUUUGCUCACGUGUGGUAUUGGCACCAUAUGCUUUUCCUCAGUUGUGGUGCACCAGUACAUUCAGGCUUUUCCCUCGGAGGUGGGUGGGACUUGUUUGGCAGCAGGAAUUUUCUAGUCAUAAUAUUUGGAGAGGUCACAACAUUCUUCACUGGAUUAUGUGAUGCAGGGGACAAAACACUCUUACUCCCUAAAAUAUAUGUCUAAAUGGUGGGAAAGGGGGAUGAGGAAAUCCUGUGACUGUUCUGAAGGGGAUUCUGAGAUAUUUUAAUUUAUGAUGAAAUGGGAAAGGUUGGCUUCUAGAAUUGGAACUGAAGUGUGGGCAUGCUGUCUUUCUGGAUUUCUAUUGAUUUUUCUCAUCACUGCUGGGCAUGAGGCAUGCUAGUGUGGAAAGUGGUAGGGUUGGCCGCAACUUGGGUAAGUGGCCAAAGUGGUGAGUUGCCUGCUGUCCAGUGCAGAUUUGCAGGUGUCUUCUCUGUGGCUGCAUUCAGAUGUGGGGUUUAUUGUGUUUGUUUUGUUGGUUAUAAUGCUAGUGCUUCUCUCCUAGUUGCUAAUGAUCCUUUUACACUGCAGUAUCUCUGUUGCAUUAUGUAACUGUGGCUUUUUGAGUGAUAUGGCACCAUGUCACGCUACAUUUUAAAUGGUGGGGGGAAACUGUAUGCCAGGAUAGCACCCCAAAUCUUAUCAAUGCAAAACUCCUAGUGAUUUUCUCAGUUAACAGGGUUGCAAACAGGUUUUGGGUUUUUUGGAAAACAUUAACAUGGAAAUGAGCUCUAAACUUCUGCUAGAGUGCACUAGAUGUCCAGCAGUAGCUUUCAUGUCAUGUGGAAGAUCACAAAACACACAAAAAUAAACAGGUAAGUAAACAUUGUGAAGGCUGAACAAAGUGCCAUCUGAAUGUGGCCUGUGUAUCUAUAUCCCUACAGUUGGGUUCCUGCAAAGUGCAAGGAUAUUCUGGUGCCCACCCUGCUGAUCUGGGGAGGAAAGGAUGGAUUCCUGGAACAAGGGCUUAUCCCAUGUAUUGAGCAGAAUGUGCGGAAGAGCAUCAAGGUGCAGCUCAUCCCUGAAGCCAGCCACUGGGUUAGUGAGGAGCAACCUGAAAAAGUCAAUCAACUGAUGUGGGCUUUCCUCCAUAAGAGAGACUGAGAUGGAAAGAGGGAGUGACUGCAUUCUUCACUACAAGCAUCCCUCCCACCCAGGAACUGACAACAGCAGGCAUUUGACCUGACGCUGGAGAGCUGAUCCUACCCUGUGUCCUGUGGAAUGUUUCUACACCAUAUUGGAACAUGAGUUCCAUGCAGCCUUUAACUGGUUUUGCUGCAAGUCUGUGUUCUUUGCACUACAAUAAAAAGGAUUUGAUUCAGGGCUUUUGAUACGGGCUUCCUGAUGUUGAAACUGAACAGCUGUUGCAUUCAGCAGAAAAUCUUCUAUCUCACUCCCUCUGUAGCAUGGCGGCAUUAAUACUCAUGGAAGAGCACAGCUUUUCCUUCUAUAUUGCUUUUUUGUUGGGUGUGCCUUAGCACAGCAGAAUCCAGAACUAAGCUGUGUUCCUUGUUGCUGUUUCACACCCAUUUUCACUGGCAUCUUACUACCUUGGCAAAUGGUAUUACACAGGAAAGCGACCCUUGGCAUGGAUCACAUUGAAAUGUUUUCAGCGUUCUUACUUCACUGUCUACCUGGAAUGAGUUAGACACAUUAGGAGGAAGCUGCUUCUUAACAUGUGAUAUUGCCUGGGAGUGUGACUCCCUGCAAAAGCAUGUCAGUUGGUUCAUGAAGCAGCCUCCAUGGUAAAGAGGGGUUUUGAUACUGUUCCGUUAUUGCUCAUCCCAUUGUUUUGGAUCUGAUGAUGCUCCAAACACCUGCAGUCUAUGAAAGUAGGUAGAAAGUACAGUUGCCCUUUGGGCAUAUUACCUAAUAUUGCAAGUUAAAGAUGGAAGAGGGUUUCUAGUGUGGAUUGUGCUGCUGUUGUGCAGAAGUGGGAAAUGAGUCGCGGAUGGAGUGGUAGGAGCUGGUAUUACUCAGGGUCAAACUACCUGUGAUGUUAGCUGUGUGUUUAAACAAGUGUUGAUUUAUCUUUGCUCUAUAUGUUUACCUUUAUCUUUGAGGAAAAAGCCACGGGACUCAAUCUGGAACAUCCUUCUGCAUCAGAGCCUGCCCCUGGUUUUCUGCUGAACAUUGCUGUUUGUCCUUGAAAGGAUCAUGUAGAUUUGGCCCUUGGCAAACUUCUAAUAGUCCAGGAGGACCAGGAUCUGAGUGUCUAAUAAACAAACCAAUGUGGGUUUUCCUUGGGCCAGUAAUUCAGCUAGAUUGGGGUUCAGCUGGAGCCACCAUAGUGCACCACCUCAAUGCCUUGGCUAGCCUAGCUCUUACUGCUUUGUGCUUUUUCACAAACCAUUGUGUAAAGGCUGCCAGAAUUGCUUGGACUAUUAUUAGGUGAGGGCAUAUAUUGAGCUGAUUUGCUUCUCCAAUGUCUGUCCCUUUCAGGGUAACAUUCUCUUGUUUCCAUCCACCCAUUUUUCUUUUUAAGUUCAGGAUUAGUUUAGUACCAUAUCAGAAUAUGUACUUGAGUCCCUAAAACAGAGGUAAGAUCAUAUUAGUAUAAGUCAGGGAGCCUGGAAGUGGUGUGCCAAUAUUUCAGGAUUCCGGGCAGCUUUUUUACUGAGCACAAACUAUGGCUGGUUUGUCUUAGAUGUGACAACAGCUGUCUUCAUUGUGAAAUGUCACAUCAGCUGUCAUUUUUCUGUUCCAGUCAAGCAUGUUUCUUCCUCUGUUUCUUGGUGAGGAAACCAUGUGAUGCCUCACAGACAUUUAAACGAGGGUCGGAGAACCUGUAUUUUUCUAGAUUUUAUUUGAUUACAACUCUUCUCAUCCCAGACCAUUGGCCAUGCUGGCUUGGGCUGAAACUGGAGUGCCACAGCAUCCUCAUCUCUGAACUAAAAAAAAUCACCUUGCUUAUAUGUCCCUUUAUAUGUACUGAUGAAGCAGAAAGCAUCUCUUAGACCAUAACCUUUGGCUCUCCAGCAAGCAUGGCUAAUGCAUAGGGAUGAUGGGAGUUGUAGUUCAGCAACAUCUGGAGGGCCAAAGGUUCCCCACUGAUAUUUUAGACUUCAUUUCUGUCGUAUUAUCUUCCCCUGUACAUAUGCUGCUCAUAGAAAAUGAUGCUUUUAAGCUUAAAAUGCUAUGCUCUGCCAUUCCACUUUUCAACCAGACUGAUCAUGGCUAUAAUUUGCUGUGCUUUUGAAAUGCCACUAGGGGAUGUUGUUGCAACAGAUUUCCUCCUCAAGCCAAUUUACAUACAGUAUUGGGGACUAGCAGAGAGAGAGCCUAGGAGCUCAAAAGAGCUGUGCAAAAAGGCAGGGAGAAAAACAACUGAAGGGUGCAAAGAAUCAAGUUUAGUUCAACUUCUGUUUCAAAAAUCACGGGUGGUGUUCAACCUCAUUUUUGCGUGAGUGCACGUGCAAGGAGAUUUAUCUUCCCUCUCCUGCUCCUGCAUGAGCCCAGCACCAUCUCCAAAUCUUUUCUGGAGAGUUGGGGGAACUUUCAUAACAGAUUUAAGAGGCGCCCAGUAGGAGGAGAAGGGGAGAUCAAUCCAUUGCACAAAGAGAAAUCCUUGCUCUAAUAGAGCAGUCUGCUUAGCACUAUAUGAAAUACAACCCAAUAUUUAUUUUUUAAAAAUAUAUAGGUACAGUACAGGAAAAAUACAAAAAUGAUAAUAAAGGUUACUUACUUCUUCCAGCAAAUAACCUAUUUGAGCAUAUGAUUUUCCUCAAGAACACUUGUUGACAGUGUUUUGUUGUUGUUGUAAAUAACAAAUUGGCUGUACGUACUCAAAUCAUAAAAUGCCUCUCCCACCCCGCCCCGCUUUCUGUGGCACCCUUCCCCUUUUCUGUUGAAAUCAUUAUGAACUUUUCAUUUUAAAAAUUGAUAAUAAAAAUAAAAAAUGUUUGAUAUGCUA